This is a messenger RNA of Saccharomycopsis crataegensis, 1920 nucleotides long. It is a transcript of the gene CRN1, whose product is annotated as coronin. Gene Ontology annotation, molecular function: actin filament binding. Bases 1 to 1920 code for a protein of 639 amino acids. Gene Ontology annotation, biological process: actin filament organization. The record is from RefSeq and is a predicted model, not a curated record. The transcript has 2 exons. Lineage: Eukaryota; Fungi; Ascomycota; Saccharomycetes; Ascoideales; Saccharomycopsidaceae.
AUGAGUGGAAGAUUUGUUCGUGCUUCUAAAUAUAGACAUGUUUUUGGCCAACCUGCCAAACGUGAGCUUUCUUACGAUAAUCUCAAGAUAAGUAAGAACGCAUGGGAUUCUAACUUGAUCAAGGCUAACUCCAAGUUCUUAUCUGUCAACUGGGAUGCAUCUGGUGGUGGUGCAUUUGCUGUUAUUCCAUUGAAUGAGGUUGGUAAAUGCCCUGACGUAGUUCCUCUUUUCAGAGGCCACACCAGCACAGUUUUGGACACCGAUUUCAACCCAUUCAAUGAAAGAAUGAUUGCCUCAUCUUCGGACGACGGUAAGAUUGGUAUAUGGGAGAUCCCUGAAGACUAUAGUUUCUUCAAUUAUACCAAUUCUGAAGGAGAAGCCAAAGACAUCAAACCACUUAAAAAAUUGUCUGGACAUUUGCGGAAGGUCGGACACCUUAAAUUCCACCCGUUAGCCGAAAACAUUCUUGUUAGUUCUUCAAAUGAUUAUUCCGUCAAAGUUUGGAACAUUCAAACUGGAAAACCAAUUUUGACCUUACAACACAAAGACUUGGUCACUUCGUUUGCCUUCAGUUACGAUGGGAACAAACUUGCCACCACCUCAAGAGAUAAGAAGAUUAGAGUAUGGGAUUUAAGAACCGGGGAAAUGUUGCAAGAAGGCGCUGGCCAUUCUGGGGCUAAGAAUGCAAGAUGUGUCUGGUUAGGUACUGCCAACAGAAUUGCCACCACCGGUUUCUCAAGAUUGUCGGACCGUCAAAUUGGUAUCUGGAAUUCUGAUGAUAUUGGAGCCGGUCCUAUCAAUGGUUUCAUCAACAUCGACUCGUCCGCUGGUAUCUUAAUGCCAUUCUUCGAUGACUGUACCAAUAUGUUGUAUUUGGCCGGUAAAGGUGAUGGUAACAUCCGUUACUAUGAAUUCACUCCAAAGGACGACGAGUUGUACGAUAUUUCUGAAUUCCAAUCAGUCGAGCCUCAAAGAGGUUUUGCAAUUGCUCCAAAAAGAGCAGUGAACGUGAAAGAAAAUGAAAUCCUUAAAGCUUUCAAGACCGUCAAGGACACCACUAUUGAACCAAUUUCAUUUAUUGUCCCAAGAAGAGCAGAAAUGUUCCAAUUUGACUUAUAUCCAGACGCCCCUGCCGCUCAACCUGCGUUGACUACCGAAGAAUGGGUUGCUGGCAAAAAAGUUUCUGGUCCUGUGGUUUUCAAUAUGGAAUCUUUGUACGAUGAGGAUGUUGAUGCCUUCUACACUAAAUCUGACGGCAAACCUACCGAGGUGAUCAGCUCCCCAGAACCAAAAUCUCCAGUCUUUGAAGAGAAACCUGAACCGGUGAAGGAAGAACCAAAAUCACCAGUAAAUGUCGCUGCCGCCGCUUCUCCUAAGUUGUACCAAAAACCAAAAAGCUCAAUUGAUGCCUUAUUGGAAAAGAAUGAAGUCAGUGAUUUGUUGAAGAAGUCCGAAAAGUUGGACAAUCACAACAAUGUUGAAAACCCAAGUGAUAACGAAGAUGAUGGUGAAUUUGCAUCACAGUAUAAGGCAGAUUCAAAACCAGCCAUCUCAUCUGUCCCAAAGCCUGCCCCAGUAUCAAGUAUUCCAAAGCCUGCUGCCCCAGUUGAACCAAAAUCUGUUAAAAAGGAAGAACCAAAAAUAGAGGCAGCUGUAAUUAAGGAAGAACCAAAGGCUGAACCAAAAGUUGAAAAAAAGACUGAAAAAAAGACUGAAGAAGAAGCUGUUAAAGCUGGUAAACCUGCAACAAGCACCCCUGCUACUAAAGGAGGAGCCACCUUGAAAGCCACAGUUGAAAAAUUGGCCACUUUGGUUGAUAAAUUGGAAAGCCACAUUAGCGAUUUGCAAGCAGCAAACUCUGCAAAGGAUGUCAAAUUGGAGCAAUUGGAAGAGAAAAUUAACCAAUUAUUGAAGAAAUGA